This is a messenger RNA of Varroa destructor (honeybee mite), 8124 nucleotides long. RefSeq names its product CNK3/IPCEF1 fusion protein-like. Gene Ontology annotation, molecular function: protein binding. Lineage: Eukaryota; Metazoa; Arthropoda; Arachnida; Mesostigmata; Varroidae. The record is from RefSeq and is a predicted model, not a curated record.
UGAGCUACAUCGUCAGAGCAUCGCUGGCUGCGUUGCGUCGAGGGGCUCUUGCGGGCUUACUUUAUUAAUCUAGGUUGCUUUCAAUAGCGAUUUGCGUACCUAGAAAGAGUCUAGCCGGCGGUAAUGGUCACCUUAGUGCUGUUAAAUAGUAGGUAGCAGUCUGACAGCACAAAAUAAAGGUACGCCUACUUCACUGUCGCGCCUGACUAUAGUUCUACAAUCACAGUGCCUAUUGACACCGACUACGGCAAAUCAUCUCUGGCUACCAAAAUAUUUUAAUUCCAGAUCAGAAAAACCUUUUAACGGAAGUUACGUCUUGAUGUGCGACGGGUUACUAGCGCCAUACUAUUACACAUUCCAUGCUAUCGUCAGGCAAGCGGUAACAGUGAAGUAGUAACAAAAAGUGAAGUUGACAAGUUUGUGUCUUAAUUAAGUUACCUUGUCGUGUUAUUCAGUUUACGCUCGUGUUCCUGUUACAAUCGGAUCUUAUUACUAUUGUGUGGGUUUGUGUUCGUCCGUGCCUUUACUGGUCGAAGUUGCGGGAGUUACCUGCCCGCUCUAGCCAAGGAUUCUUAUCGUGUACAGCGACACGCGAUGUGGUGAUGCGGUUGCCCCAAGGGGUACUAACUUACAUUAGCAAGGUACUCGACGGAGAAACCAAAUUGAUGACAAGAAAAUUCCCGAGGAAACUACUGCCACCGCUUCCGCCACCGUCGCUGUAGCUGUUUUUGCUCUCUUUUUUUUUUUUUGUUAUAGUCUCUCUCUUGCUCGUCAUGUCACUUAUGCGUGAAUGCGUGAGAAGGAAGAGAACCUACAAAUUUAGUACAGUGUAGUAUCAUAAGAGCUCGUAGCAGCGGUGGUGACAAUGAUGCCGCGGUUGUUGUUACCAAGGCGCCGUCGAUUCCUUGGAUAAUAUCGAUUGCACCAGUUACCAAAACGGUGGAACCGCGGCGGAACGCUAGCCUGAGUAGCGUGGGACACAGCGGUGGGGCAAUUAGCGAAAAAGCGCUGGAUAGAUGAUCGAAUAUUGUACACUGCUUGCGUCCGUAACGUUUUUGUUACUAGGCAUACGAUGCUCAUAUUGAUGUGUGCACAUGAUUUUCACAUUGUUACACAGGAGCGAAGAAAGCCCGACUAGUGUGUGUGUGUGACGUUCCGACGUGGUGUGUUAACUGACCCCUCUGCCAGAGGUGAACGAAAUCUUCGCUGAGUGCAUUAUCGCGUGCACUGUCUCGAAGUGUACUAAUACUCUUUCCGUCGAAGGCUGACGUGUACGAAAAACAAUAAGCGAUGGCGUACAUAAACAUUGCUGAAUGGAGUCCCGAGCAUGUUGCCGACUGGCUGCGCGGUCUCGACAACAUGAUCAUUCCGUACGUACACUUUUUCUUGAAUAACCGAAUCGACGGGCAUCACUUACUGACGCUCGGGCCGGACGAUCUCGGCAAGCUAAACAUUACGAAAAUCGGCCACCAGGAACUAAUACUCGAGGCCGUUAAUCACCUACGGCAGUUACACUACAAUCUUAUCACGGAGAACCUGCAGUCGUUGGCCCUCAAAGUGGGCUGUCAUGCUCGCAGCCUUCACAAUGAAAUCCAGGUCCAAAUUUUGACGGGCCAGAGCGACUCACAGGCAAAGAAAGUCAAUACGGAGAUUUUGGCUGCGGCCUCGGAACUAAUCGUGGCCGUGAAGCAGUUCAUUUCGUGGAUUGAUCGCCCACCAUUCAAGGGUCAGGACAAGUAUUUCAAGAUCAGAAAGACUGUACUUCAGCUCUCGCUUGAGCUCGCCUCGACAGCGCAGCGUGAUCAUUUCGCCGAUAACCCAUUAGAGUUUAUCAAGCAGAAAUGUCUCUGCCUGGCCGAGCUAAGUGACUUCAUCGUACAGGAAUAUUCAGACUCGUUGAUAAUACAGCCCGCAUCCCUUGACGUCGUCACGGCGAAGAAGUCGGCCAAAGAUGAUGACUGGGGGAUGCAGAUCACGUCGAAAUACAGCGGUGUACAUAUUGUCGGCAGCGUCAAAUACCAGAGUCCAGUGCAGCUUUGCGCAAAAGUUGAGGAGGGUGACGAAAUUGUCCAGGUAAAUUACCAAACCGUACUCGGCUGGAGCCUCGAUCAUCUGACGUACAUACUACAGGAUCGUAAGACCGAGGUAACUUUGACAUUGAAAAAGCGGCCGCGUCAUUCCAAUUUGCUUGGGCAAAUUAUUUGCCUCAAACCGUACAAAAUACCUGUAAAUAAAAUUGGCUAUGAAAAACAACAGCUUAACAUUCCCGAAGAGGGUUUUCCUAGCAACCUUGAACCCGAACCGUCAAGUCCACGGGUGCUACGAGAAGUAGAGGCUGAUGACGACGCCUUUUUACCCCCCGAAGACAAGGCUACUUCCGAUCAAAAUGUUGUAUCCCGAUUACGAUCGCAGGUCAAGAACCGCCGCACGACCAUCCAAAGGCGAGCCACUGUCUCAGGGGCAUCGCCUACAGUGAGUAAGGCCCCAGUGAGCUUCGAAGAUCUGGUUGAUGGCCCCACCGUCGACGGUUCUUCAAGUGGCCAGCACAAGUGCAAAAAAGCGGUGAAAGAUCACGUCACUCGGAGUAUCUCUCAUGAUCCGUGCCACGGUCAGCAAUCGCCGGCAAUCGACCCAGCGACUACACGCCGCUUGCUCACGCCACCGCUAAAGCAUACCAAGAUGGAGUUUCGGAAGUUAACUGUUCCACAUGUUCCACCCAGUCCAAAUCUUCCUUCACCACUUAAGAAAAUUUUUGCUAGUCGCGUAGUGUCCAGCGAGUCUCUUCUACCUGCAGAUCGACAUGGCUGGCUUUUUGUUCGGCCGCGAAGCUGCCCGAAAAAGUGGCAUAAACGAUGGGCUAUGCUGAAGAGCUCCUACCUCUACCUAUUUAAGAGUCGGCACGAGGCCCGUGCCGCGAGUCUAAUAUUUUUACCAGGCUUUUCGGUACAGUCAGCUCCAGAGUGUAGCGCUAGCAGAUUUGCGUUCAAACUCGAGCAUCCCACAGUUACGUUCACUCUCGCCGCAUCUGAUCAUGGCGACAUGCUGAACUGGCUAAAGAAACUUCAGGAGCACGCCAACGCCAAGCAGCACUCAGAGAGUGAUAUCGAACGCAAUUCCGUGAUGCCAGAUCAGACAGUGUACUAUUCAGAGAGUGAAGAAUCGAAUCCGGAUAGCGGCGAAGAAGAGCCCGGUGAGGCGGGUGCAACACGCGGCGCUCCUACAACUGGUGGAGCUACUGUUAGUGGGGGUGCGUUGUCGUUUGCCGGCGAUACUAAGCAGGUUAGCAACGCCCCAUCGGACCGACCGAGUCAGCCGAGAGACAACCCAAAACCCAAGCCUCGAACAAUUUUCCUGUCGUCGACUCUGCCUAGAAACCAGAACACCUCCUCGAUAAGUCUUCCGACCACGCCGUCCAAGCCGCUCCGACACAGAAACUCGGAGCACCGUGCACCGGGCCGUGAAAAUGACGAGCCCAAACAGCAGACGUGGCUACGACCACUCGAGGGUCCACCUGACGUUACAGAGGGAAUGUUUAAGAAGGCGCAACAACAGCAGGCUGAACGUAAUAAGCUAAAGCAGGUGGCUCAACCCGUCCUCAAGCUGAGGACUUCAGGAGAGCCAACGACCGGCAGCCAAAGCAAUCACACGCCGCCGGCUAUCCCGCCCCGGUGUGCCACCUCCCAGCAGAUCAAGGAGCUCUACCUCAAUCGCGGGUGGGGUAGUGGAGCUAAGAUUGAUGACACUAGCCAGGACCACAUCUACGUGACGAGACUCGAAGCUACAGGAGCGCCAGGAACAUUUCGGCCACCGCCGCCAAACAAGCCGGAUAUUCUAGCUGGAACCAACGACCAUCAUCACGAGAAAAGGAUUUAGAAGAAAAAGGCGAGAUACAUAUCUGUGUGACCCUUUGGAUUGUUGUUCCCCCAGCUGAUCGACCAUGAUCAAGUCUGGUGGCAAUGUCAUCAAUACACAUAUUUUUUUCGACAGAACAGCACACGCUAGUGUUUGCUAAGGGCCAACAAGAAACAGUACAAUUAAUUAACCGGCGAUGCUCAGUUGGACGCAAUUAGAAAUCGACUUUUAUUCUUAAUCAUACGAUACCAUUGUGUGACAGGUUGAAGGAUUAAUGGACAAGCGACCGAGCGGUCGUUUUGUGUAUACAUAUUUACUGUGUAUAGAUUUCCACGCCACACAAGUGGUCGGCGCAUCUAAGGCUAACGUUUACGCCAAUCGUUCGCCUAUAGCUGCUGAGUUGUUAGAUGCUAUCGUAUAAAGCCAAUCCAAUUGCGGAUUCGAAAUAUGCUCACAUGAAUGGUUCUAUGAUGGCUGUAGAUUGGGCGACAGGUAGAGAUAGAAAGAAAGAAGACUCCAACAACCGCUUACUAUAGCCAGCCAAAAGUUUAGAGCGCAAAGGAAGACAUUUGUGGACAAAUUAAAGAGACGAUUAAGAUCAAUACACAAGAUGUUUUCGUCUAUUUGGGUAAAGUGGUGUCGAAGAGAGGCAUAUAUGAGAUGAAGGCCCCAUUAAAACAGUGAGAGAUUCUGGAGGAGACAAAGCUGUCGAUUUAGAGAAAGAGAUGUGUUUGCCUAGUUUUUUUUAUAUGAGCUGGUUAGCCCUAGAGUAGAACAGGGCCGAACAUAUUUUGUCUGGUUCACAGGUUACCUUCACACGUCAGUUCAAACUAUGGGCAGACCUGGAGAGGUUUUUACAAAUAGUCGCAUUUGUUUAUCACUAUCAUGGCGUGCUGUCUCCCGAAGAUCUACAUGAAUUUUUAGUGGUUUCCUUUUCGCCAGUCGGACCCAAUCACUAGCACCGUCUAACAGUGUUGUUCUAGCGUUAAUCGUUGUUUAAACAUUUUGCUUACAUUGCUCAAAGCACUCUUGCCUUCAUUUUGUAUUUACACUAACAAAGAUUCCCCAUAUCAUUAUACCUAUAUCAAACCGAAUAUACAACUAAAUGCCCCAUAUUUCGUAUACUCAUUACAUAGAACUAAGUACAUUUUUUACGAUCUUUCUCGCGGUGUUCUUCUUCUGCUGCUAGACCAUGAGAAAUAAGGGACUGCAAAUCGCUUCAAUUCCACUGAUCGAAUUCAUACAGGUCGAUGAGUUGGGUCGGAAAUACCUUUCAGUGUGUCCAUUUAUCAAAACCUCCAUUGAUCAUCCUUCGUCGCUUGCCUUCGUUGUUGAAUUCGGACAAUAACGACAACUACCUUUGCUAAACUUAAAGAAAGUUUAGCAAAAGUGUCUUGGGUGUCUGUAGUCCCCUAUUGAAUGUACAAAGUCAAUGCACGUUUCAUAUCGUUCAUAAUCCGCUACCGCAGUCCCCGGCUUUUCAACUCUACCACAGCACCAUCAUCACUAUAACUCUAUAAUGCACAAACCUGUACCCGUCCUUUGAACAUUUACGAGAUGUUCGUGUCCUCCAGUGGAUUUGGAAUACAUUCAUAAUACUGUGAGAAUUCUUCAAGUAAUAAUCUUCUGUAGAGGUAAUAAUAAUAGUAGUAGUCUUUAGUAUUAAAGUAUAUUUUUUCCUAUGACAUAAAUGUCAUUGUGUCAGCGAUACGACAUCAAUUGAUUGUGCUGAAUUCUUCCAUAUAUAUAUAUGAUGGAGUUUGACCGACUGAUAUAUUAUAGGGUCAUGCAUAAAUCAGUUUUUCCUGCCAAGCGGCAGUCACCUCAGUCGAGUCUGUCCUACAGACGCACAACCGUGCGCCAAGCGAACGUGAGUCUGUCACUUCUUCAAACUCUUUCAAACUAAGCGGGAUUUAAAUGGCCAUAUUGUUUUUCGCUAUUUUGCUUUGGCAGGACAGUCGCAUUAUUACUAGCUGCGUUUUUCAAAAGGGAUCUUACCGUAGCAUAGCGGCGGUCAGCGAUCCGAAGGUGCAAGGGAGGGGGUAUCUAGGAGUGAGUCUGUACCUGUGCGGGUGUGUCGAUGUGCAUAGGUCUGAUGUCACCAUUACGAUUACUAGCAUACAAUGGCUAUUAUUUGGCGUUGAUAUUGUUAUUACUUUGGUCGCCUGGUGAGCUAGCUACCGUGCUGCUACUAGACUUUGUAGAACGCUUUCUCUCUCUCUCUCUCUCUCUCUCUCUCUCUGCAAUUUUUGACAGACAUUUGCCGGCCGAUACAGUUUCAGUAUGGCCUGCGGAAAAAAGUGCGGCAGCGUCAAAAGUUGUUGCGCCGCUGUUAUUUUUUGUAUGACGUCGUUCUGUCUUGUACAACCACGUAGACAUACGCGCAACUAAAAGAAAAUAUCAUUACUAGGAAAAAUAUAUAGGAAAAGACGACAACUCUAUAGUACACGCACAGUUUAUGAUAAGGAACUCAAUCCGAUAGCGGUGGUUUAAUGUUUGCGGGGAAGGAUACACAUAUCAUAUGUAAUAAAGUUAUAUAAAGUAGAGGGACAAGUCGACAUGGGUUGAAAUUGACAAAUAUAGGGGUCCACUGAAACCAUUAUACUCUCCACCGUUUUGUCACUUAGCUGCGACUGAGGAAAGAUUCGGUAUCGUUGCUAGUAUAGCCAAUUAGCUGGAUCAGUAAGUCCGAAUUGACCAUUGGGUUCUGUUAAACAUUUUUUGGUAUUACGACGGGAAAAAGAUGAAUAUACUGCAUCUAAAAUUAUCUCCCCUAUAUAAACUAGGCGGUUAUUUCUGUUGUCGCCAAUGUUCUCACAGCGAUAUAGGAGGCCUGACAGGAGGCCUGACAAACUGUACGACGAUGUGCGCUUUGAAAAUCGUCCCUACCUCGAUUUUGAGUAAGCGCUUUAAUGGUCCCUUCAGUAUGUUAUUGUUACUAAUACGCUGAUAUUAUUGUUUUUUAUUUACGUUUUGUCAUUUGAAACCCAACAUUUCAAGGUCUCGAAAUGCUGCACCGGUUAAAUGUCUAGUUAUAAUAAAUAAUCUAAAUAUGUACAAGACAAGUAAAUAUAUAACAAAUAAUUAAUAAUAAAGUAACAAGAAUACUUAUUACUCUAAAAAAGAAUACUAUUAGAAUGGACUUGUUAUAUACAUCAACCUAUAGUGAGGAAUACAUUGUCGGUCAUGCUACUUUAAAGCACCUCUAGAUAACUGAAAACAUAUCGCAAUGCUUGCAAAAAUCCGUCCGUAGUUUUCGAUAUUUGGUGACUGAUAAGGGGUCAAUUAGCCGGCCCUAGAUAUUUGCUGAGUGAUAAGGGAUCUCAUUUGCUCCGCUGGGUGUUGCGUUUUCAACAGUUCCAAAGCAGAUGCAUCCCGUCGUCUUCAAUAAGGAUGUCAUUAAUCAUGAACGUGCUUUGGUAGAUACUAAAUGAUGCAAAUAUGAACUUAAAAGGGCAAUGCUAUUAGACUUCCUCGUCGGUAACGGGUGUGAUAAACAGUGGAAAAAAAAAAAAAGGAGUUUCAACAAUAAUAAACAUAAGUAGACCUAAUUUAUAAAAGCACACCUCUAUCGCCGAAAAGAGCUGGCCGCCGAUGUUGUGUAUAUGAUAAAUGUACAUAAUUAUUGUGUGAAUGAACUAUCAUCGAGCAUUCUGUGUAAAGCGUUCGAUAGACCUAUUCGAUUCUAGGGAAAAUGGAUAUCGUUCCCUAGAGCAUCGCCGAACUUCAAAUGAGAGUGAUAUCGUCUAGAUAAACAAGACUAAGCGUGAACUACCGGACUCAUGGUUUUGUUCGCUCUGAAACGUGUCGUGCAUAAUGUCUCCGAACACGAAAAUUGAGCUUACAAUCGAAGUAAACAGGAUAGAGUUUUUAAAUGGAAAAUAUGUUUCGAUCGUGUUUCCACAGAAAACAAAAAUACAAUAUGUCAACAUAUGGAUAUUAUAGUUAUUCUUAUGGAUGCUGCCGUUCGAUUAUUCUAUAGAGAUAUCGACGAUGAUAAUAUCUUAUGAUUACAAUACUACUAUAAUCUUAAAUUAUUAUAAAGUGAUAAUGGUGACGCCGUAGAUUGUGGUGUUCAUGAUUGACGAUGAUCAUAUAAAAAAAAAAGUAUAAAAAAUCAACAACCAAUACAUAUUUGUGUGCUUUUUUUCACUUACAGCUCUGCUUCUUCCCUCUAUGUAUAAGCGUUUAUAGCGUCUUGAAUGAAUUUCCCAUGAAUUGAAUUGAAUUGAAUGAAUUGUACUGUGAAGCUCUCAGCAUGCCGUCCCACAU